Myiozetetes cayanensis is the source of this 1636-nucleotide messenger RNA. RefSeq names its product serine/threonine-protein kinase pim-1-like. The transcript is spliced from 6 exons. Gene Ontology annotation, cellular component: cytoplasm. Lineage: Eukaryota; Metazoa; Chordata; Aves; Passeriformes; Tyrannidae. The record is from RefSeq and is a predicted model, not a curated record. Gene Ontology annotation, biological process: protein autophosphorylation. Bases 1 to 1278 code for a protein of 425 amino acids. Gene Ontology annotation, molecular function: ATP binding; protein serine/threonine kinase activity.
AUGGGUGUGCCUCUCCCGGUGUCCCUGUCCUGUUCCCGGUGUCCCCUCCCCUUGCCGGCCCGGGCCAUGCCCCCGGCCGGCCCCCUCUCCCGGGCGGGGCUGCCCCGUCCCCGUCCCCGUCCCCGCCCCCGGGCGGCCCGGCGCGGUGUGGCCCUGGGCCGGCUGCCGGCGGGGCGGCUGCGGCGCUGCUGGGCGCUCCUCUGCGGCUGGGUCUGGGCCGGGCUCGGCGUGGCCGCCCCUUGGCUCCGUCUGCCCCUCCCGGGGCCGGCGGGGGACACAGGCGUCGCGGCGCCGCCGCCUCCUAGUGCGGCUUCCCGGGCAGAGCUCCGCCCGCUCGGCAGCCCGGCCGCCGGCAGCCAGGCCGCCCGGUGCCCGCUGCGGGUGGGGGCAGCCCGGCCCAGGGCGGCUGAGGGCGCUCGGGGCCGUGCCGGGCCCGGGCCGAACGCUGACGGCCACGUCUCGCCCGCACGGAAGGCGAAGGAGCCCCUGCAGAAGCGGUACCGGGUGGGUUCGCUGCUGGGCAGCGGCGGCUUCGGCCGCGUCUACGCGGGGACCCGCCUGGCGGACGGAGCCCCGGUGGCCAUCAAAUGCGUGUCCCGGGAUGGCAUCCAGCAGUGGGGCGAGCUGCCUGACGGCACCCGGGCACCCCUGGAGAUCGUGCUGCUGGACAAGGUGUCCAAUGGGUUUCGUGGGGUCAUCCAGCUCCUGGAGUGGUUCGAGCUCCCCAACAGUUUCUUGUUGGUGAUGGAACGUCCGGAGUGCUCUCAGGACCUCUCUCACUUAAUCACGGCAUGGAGGUUCCUGCCGGAGGAGAUGGCGUGGGGGCUGUUCCGCCAGGUGCUGAAGGCCGUGCGGCACUGCAGCAGCUGUGGCGUCCUGCACCGGGACAUCAAGCCCCAGAACAUCAUCCUCGACCUGGCCACCGGCGAGGCGAAGCUCAUUGACUUUGGAUGUGGCACGUUCCUUCAGGACACGGCCUACACACAGUUUGCAGGAACACCGUCGUACAGCCCGCCAGAGUGGAUCUGGCUCAGAAGCUACCACGGCGAGGCGGCAACGAUCUGGUCCCUGGGCAUCCUGCUCUACCAGAUGGUCUGCGGGGAGCACCCUUUCUGGAAAGGCAGGAGCACCAUCUGGGGCCAGCUCCCGUUCCCACGAUGGGUCUCUCAAGGGUGCCAGCACCUUAUCAGGGGGUGUUUGUCCAUCCGCCCCUCAGACAGGCCAUCGUUGGAAGACCUAUUCUGCCAUCCUUGGGUGCAGGGCGUUCAGCUGCCCUAGGAGACGGGAGAGAUCCACGUGCUCAGUUUGAUCCAGGGGCCUGGCAAGUAACACCUCCACACAUCUCUUGGCAACAAGAAGCAAAGAAAACCAAACUUUUUUGUCCUGCACAUAGCACUGGGGGGAAUCAUCCCCUGGGAACACGCCCCUCUUUGUGCUGGAGCUGGGCUGCAGAGCCUGGCUGGUCUCCCAGGCGCUGGUGGCCACCAUCUAACCUGGCUUUGCUCGUCCCACCUCACAGACAGCUGGGGCCCUUGGCAGAACGCUGACAGCCUGGUCUCGCCCACAGGGAAGGAGAAGGGGCCUCUGGAGAAGCUGUGCCGGGUGGGCCUGCUGCUGGAGACAUGAAUGACGGCAC